Messenger RNA from Penicillium salamii, 1869 nucleotides. The record is from the annotation of a GenBank genome assembly. NCBI's taxonomy places the organism in Eukaryota, Fungi, Ascomycota, Eurotiomycetes, Eurotiales, Aspergillaceae.
AUGGCUGCUCCUCAAGUAAUUGUGGUCGGCGGUGGAUUGUCCGGUCUUAGUGCCGCCCACACCGUCUACCUGAACGGUGGUAACGUCCUGGUCCUCGACAAGCAGGCCUUCUUUGGUGGUAACUCCACCAAGGCUACCUCCGGUAUCAACGGUGCCCUGACUCGCACCCAGACCGACCUCGGGAUCCAAGACAGCGUCAAACAGUUCUACGACGACACACUCAAGUCGGCCCGUGACAAGGCCCGUCCCGACCUCAUCAAGGUCCUGACCUACAAGUCCGCAGCUGCCGUCGAGUGGCUCCAAGAUGUCUUCAACCUGGACCUGACCCUCGUCUCCCGUCUCGGUGGUCACACCCACCCCCGCACACACCGUGGUCACGAUGCCAAGUUCCCCGGUAUGGCCAUCACCUACGCGCUGAUGGAGCGUCUGGAGACUCUGGCCGAUAAGGAGCCUGGCCGUGUUCAGAUCGUGAAGAAGGCCAACGUGACCUCCAUCAACAAGUCUGGCAACCUCGUCACGGGUGUCACCUACUCUGUAAACGGUGAGGAGAAGUCUGCGGAUGGUGUGGUCGUUCUCGCUACUGGUGGUUACGCGGCCGACUUUGGCGACACCUCUUUGCUGAAGCAGCACCGUCCUGAUACCUUCGCCUUGUCCUCUACCAACGGUACCCACGCUACCGGUGAUGGUCAGAAGAUGCUCAUGGCCAUUGGUGCGAAUGGCAUCGACAUGGACAAGGUCCAAGUCCACCCUACGGGUCUCGUUGACCCGAAGGACCCAGAUGCCAAGUUCAAGUUCUUGGCCGCUGAAGCCCUCCGUGGUGAGGGUGGUCUUCUUCUCAACGCCGAUGGCAACCGUUUCUCAGACGAGCUUGGUCACCGUGACUACGUCUCUGGCAAGAUGUGGGAAGAGAAGGAGAAGGGCAAGUGGCCCAUCCGUCUCGUCCUCAACAGCAAGGCAUCCAAGGUCCUGGACUUCCACACUCGUCACUACUCCGGUCGUGGCUUGAUGAAGAAGAUGACCGGUGCCGAGCUGGUCGCUGAGAUCGGUUGCGGUGAAGCCGCCCUUAAGAAGACCUUCGAUGAGUACAACCUCAUCGCCGAUGGCAAGAAGAAGGACCCCUGGAACAAGCGUUUCUUCCACAACAUGCCCUUCAAAUUGGACGAUGAGUUCCAUGUCGCGCUCAUGGAGCCCGUUCUGCACUUCACCAUGGGUGGUAUUGAAAUCAACGAACACGCCCAGGUCCUCAACGGCGAGCAGAAGCCCUUCGAGGGCCUCUACGCCUGCGGUGAAUUGGCGGGUGGUGUUCACGGUGCAAACCGUCUCGGUGGCUCCUCCCUGCUCGGCUGUGUCGUCUACGGCCGUGUCGCUGGUGACUCGGCAUCCCAGCACCUCUUCCAGAAACUCCUCACCACCGGCACGGCUUCUAGCCGUCUUGGCCAGAUCUCUCUCCACAUCGACCCUAACACUCCCGGCAAGAUCGCCGUCGAGUGGGGCGCCGCAGGCGGCUCUCUGCCCGCUCUCGCCGCCCAGCCCCCAACAGCUUCCCCUGCAGCCGCUGCGGCCGCCCCCCAAGAAGCCGCCAAGUCGGACCCUGCCAACUUCAAGAUUCCCGAGACUGAAUAUACCAUGGAAGAGGUUGCUAAGCACAACACAAAAGAAGAUCUUUGGAUCGCUGUCAAGGGCGUCGUUUUGGAUGUGACUAACUGGCUGGACGAGCACCCUGGCGGUGCUAACGCUUUGUUCAACUUCAUGGGCCGCGAUGCUACUGAGGAGUUCGCCAUGCUGCACGAUGACGAAGUCAUCCCCAAGUAUGCGGGCCAUAUUGUCAUCGGCCGCAUCAAGGGUGAGACUCCUAGCCUUGAGCUGUAG